UUAAAUAUAAAAAUAAACUGAGCAGAAAAAUUCAAGAUGGCGCGUGGUCAUCAAAAGAUUCAGUCUCAACAAAAAAAUCAGCAAAAGAAGGAUAAAAUGGCGAAAGGUAAAGGUUGCAGCCAGAAAGCUGCUGCAAAGGCUGCCCUUAUUCAUCAAUGUCCUGUUUGUAAGUCACAGAUGCCAGAUCCGAAGACAUUUAAGCAACAUUUUGAAUCGAAACACCCGAAGAGUCCCCUACCUGAAGAAUUGAAGGAUAUUUAAAAUGAAGCGACCAAAUUUGAAGCCGUUUGUACAUAAAUAAAAACCAUUGAACAUGUUUUAAAAACUCGUAGCCGAGAACAGAUUUGAAUUUUUUAUAGCACAAUUCUGUUUAUUAGUAAUUCUCUCUGGUUCGUUGUAGGAGAAUUUAUCGACAUUUUUCUUAGAAUUAUGGCAAGGGAGAUUAAUGAUGUACUAUUGGACUUUGAUAUCUUUUGGAAUAGUACUGCUACAAAACCAUAACGACAUGCUGAUCAAAAAUCGUUUCUCUUUUCAGUUGUUAUUUUAUCCUUUAUGAGUUUCACCAUGUUGAUGACCAAUCUUUGUUUGCAGAUUCUCGCAUACUGUACAUUUUCUUAGUUUCAGUGAAAGUCUUAUUAUAAUCAGGCAUGGGUUUUAAUUUGGACCCCUAGUUCAUUUCUUCAACUAUAAAAUUGGUUAAAAUUCGUAGCCGAACGCUGAACUUAAUUUUCGAUUGCGUAAUUAUAUUAUGUUUUUCUGUGCAUAGAUGAAAACUAUUGAACACGUUUUAAAAACUCGUAGAUGAGCAUAGAUUUGAAUUUCUCAUGGCACAUUUAUAUGUAAACAUUUUUGGACAUUUUAUGGUGUUUACUCAGAAUUAUGACAAGGGAGAUUGAAUAUGCAAUAUUGGACAAUAUAUAGAAUUCAUAGCUUUCGGAAAAGUACUGCAACAAAAUCAAUUACUACAUGUUAAUCAAAAAUCGUUUUUUUUUCCGCCUAUAUUUGCAGAUGCUCGCAUGCUGUAGCCUAUAACUUCUUCUAAUUUCAGUAAAAAUCUUAUUAUUAUCUGCUAUAGGUUUUAAUUUUGACCCCCAGUCCAGUUAUGGAAAUUUUUACAGAGUUAUGAUAAAGGAGUUCAAAUAAGCACUAUCAGACGUAUCAUUUUAUAUCAUUAAGAAGAAUACUGUUCCUGAUGAACAUGGUUUAAAACAAUGAAAAACGCUGAUUUGAAUUUUUCAUAGCACAAAUAUAUUUGAUGUUCUUCUGGGGUUACAAUGGGUGUCCACAGAAUUAUGUGGAGGAAGUUUCAGAAUAUUUUAUUGCACCAUGAUUUUGAUAUCGCGGGAAAAGUCACCAUUAGCCAUGGAAUUGAAAAAUGUGGUGAUAAAUUAUUGUUUUUUCCUCUUUUAAGAGG
This is a messenger RNA of Styela clava, 1414 nucleotides long. Its product is annotated as zinc finger protein 706-like. NCBI's taxonomy places the organism in Eukaryota, Metazoa, Chordata, Ascidiacea, Stolidobranchia, Styelidae. The record is from RefSeq and is a predicted model, not a curated record.